AUGAAGGCUUCCAUUGUACUCGUCUCCUUCCUCGGCUUGGUUUCCGGCAUGGUACUCCCCGGCAUCCGUCUCAGUCCCAGCGGUGCUAAGCCGCAGUCCCGGUCCCUCUUCAGGCGUGACGACAAGUUGGACUACCGUUAUGCUCCACAGGCGUGCCGUGCCAUCCUCACCACAUGCCGAGUCUCGUCAGACUGCUGCUCGGGAAUGAAGUGCGUGAGCGCUGAUGGCGAGUCCGUCUGCACUCCUAGCGACUAA
Molecule: messenger RNA, 255 nt
Organism: Sordaria macrospora k-hell
Lineage: Eukaryota; Fungi; Ascomycota; Sordariomycetes; Sordariales; Sordariaceae
Source: RefSeq, a predicted model, not a curated record